Messenger RNA from Hydractinia symbiolongicarpus, 1194 nucleotides. RefSeq lists its product as uncharacterized. The record is from RefSeq and is a predicted model, not a curated record. Lineage: Eukaryota; Metazoa; Cnidaria; Hydrozoa; Anthoathecata; Hydractiniidae. The coding region runs from base 259 to 1194 and encodes 311 amino acids. The transcript has 6 exons.
UAACACCAAAAAUGUAUUCUAACUUGCUAUUGUUUUUAAAAGCUUAUACGUUGUCAUUUGAUGGUUCCAAAUGAGCAUUAUGUGUGAAAAUGUGUAGAGGCGAGUUUCUGUGAAUUUACCAAAGUAAUACAAUAACAACUAUCUGCACUGAACCUAAUACCGCGUUUGUAGAACAAAAUCUUUGUACCUGUUGUAUUUUUAUUUUUUACUUGGUCAACUGCAAGAUAGUUUAACAAUACUUUAGAACUGUCAGGAGAAAUGCAACUUGGCAAGAUUGGAAAUGGAAAAGAAAUAAUAUCUAAAAGUGCAAUCUCAUUUGAUCCAUCGCGACCUUUAGACAAUUACUUUUACUCAUCCAUCAAUACUUUAACUCUUGAAAGUAUAUCAAAGGUGUUUGAAUUUGAAAUUUCACUUCCUCAAGUUAUAAUAGAGUCAGGAUUCCCUGAAGGAUUAGUUGCAGGUUUUAGCACAAAUCCUAAAGGUACAAAAAUCGAACAUUUAAAAGUUACGAUACCUGCGGGCUUCAUGCUCAAAGGUUUGAUCAAUAUACUUGGUUACAAAAUCAAAUGCGACAUUGUUGUUGAUUUUCCGAAGUUGAUUCAAGUGGAUGCUGAGUUGUCACCCAUUAAAAUUGGAAAAGGUUUGAUCGCAGUUAGCAAGAGUAAGAAUGAUCUGGAAAAUGGACCAAAAGUAUUUGUUAAAAUAUCCAAAGAAGAAGUAGCUGUCAAAAUUCAAGGUUAUGUAUCCUUACUCGGUCUUGGAGCUGAAGUCUUGAUAGAUGUAUCAAACAAAGGAUUUUAUUUCUAUGUCUAUGGAAACAUAUUCAAUCUUAUUGAAGCUAAUGUUACAGUCAAUGCGCCUUAUGGUAGUUUGGCGGAAACAGGAUUUUCGGUUUCAUCUUGCAUUUCGGCGUCAGUUGGAGAAGUAACCAGUGAAACAACAAAUACCAUUACUACGGCAGCUGAUGAAACAGAGGAAGCACUUUCAGGCCAAAAAGAAACUGCAAACAGUUCUGCUUCUUGGUUUGAAAAAGCCACAGAACGUCUGCAAAAAUGGAUAGACAAGCUGGAAGAAAAGCAGAGUAUUGUACAACGUAAGUCGGGAAAGUUGGACAAAAUUGAGGACGUUUUGGAUGGUAAAUGCGUUGACCAGUGUGACGAUGCUGAGAAUGGCUUAUCCCGAUCGCAACUUUGA